Molecule: messenger RNA, 1063 nt
Organism: Phaedon cochleariae (mustard beetle)
Lineage: Eukaryota; Metazoa; Arthropoda; Insecta; Coleoptera; Chrysomelidae
Source: the annotation of a GenBank genome assembly
GUCAUUUAGCUACAAUCUGUUGUUCUUAUUGAAUGAGAAAGAUCAGAAUGAAGCUAAUCAUCGCUUUCGCUGCCGUCAUCGUUGCUAUCAACGCUGCUUCUGAUCAGGAGUUGUGGGCUGAUUUCAAAAAAACGCAUGGAAAAACCUACAAGAGCCUGAGAGAAGAAAAACUUCGCUACAACAUCUUCCAAGAUACCCUCCGUCAAAUCGCUGAACACAAUGUCAAAUACGAAAAUGGCGAGUCCACCUACUACCUAGCCAUCAACCAGUUCUCCGACAUGACAGACGAAGAGUUCAAAGCCAUGCUGCUGAAAAACAAGGCCUCAAAGCCCAGCUUGGAGGGUUUGGAGGUAGCCAAUUUGACAGUGGGAGCUGCCCCAGAAUCCAUCGACUGGAGGACGAAGGGAGCUGUUCUUCCUAUUAGAGAUCAAGGACAAUGUGGAAGUUGCUGGGCAUUCAGUACCGUGGCUUCCGUCGAAGGUCAAGCAGCAAUCAAAAGCGGUUCUCAGAUUCCCCUGAGUCAACAACAGCUGGUCGACUGUGCAACCUACGAAUACCACAACUCAGGUUGUGAUGGCGGUUACAUGCUCAGAGGAUUCGAAUACAUUCGAGAUCAUAGUCUGGAGAGCGAAGCUGAUUAUCCGUACACAGCGAGAGACGAAAGAUGCAAAGCAAACGAUAGAAGGAAAGGCAUUGUAGAAUUGACCGGAUACAAAACAGUCCCUGCUACAGAGGAAAGCCUGAAAGAGGCUGUUGGUACAAUUGGACCAAUCUCAGUCGCUGUCAAUUCUAUUCCAUGGAGACAUUACGGUGGUGGAGUUUUCAACAACAAUGCAUGCACUGGCUUAGAACUCGACCACGGUGUCACUGCUGUAGGAUACGGAACCGAAAACGGACUGAAAUUUUGGCUUGUCAAAAACUCCUGGGGCACUGGUUUUGGAGAAUCAGGUUACAUCCGUAUUAUUCGUGACUCAACCCACAAUUGUGGUGUGGAGAAGGAUGCUAGUUAUCCCAUUCUUGCAUAAACCAUGUAACACGAAAAUAUAUUGAGAUAGUUAUCAUC